AUGGCCGAGAGGCUGAUUGCACCUCCGGACAGGACCAUGCAGGCCACCAGGAGGGAGAGGGAAUACCUCAGGGCAGCCAACGAGCGGCUGCGCUGGGAGGAUGCGGAGGGUGAAACCCUGGAUGGUGAAAAUAUUUUCGCCAUCCAGGAUCUCCAGGGCAGGGCCGCCAAAUGGUUGGCGGAUAUGGGGGAUGAGGCCUACAUGGCCGGAGCCCGUUGGGAGGGAGGUGUCGGCCCGGACACCCCGAGAGCCCACUGGAUCCGCGCUCUGAGGCGCGAGGCGCGGGAGCUGGACGCCGAGGGUGAGCAGGUGCUCACCCUGUACGAGAUUGAGGAUGCCUGGGCGCUAAGGAUCCACUUCGGGGAGGAGCCCCCCAACCCGACAACACACAGGAGAAUUGGGACCUGGAUCAGUGGGACUGAGAUCCCCCUUCGCACCAACCCCCUCAAUUAAAUUGAAUUUAAAAAAAAAAAUGUAUCGUAGUUGUAAGAUUUUCUAAAAAUAAAAACAGAAUUUUUA
Molecule: messenger RNA, 519 nt
Organism: Diachasmimorpha longicaudata
Lineage: Eukaryota; Metazoa; Arthropoda; Insecta; Hymenoptera; Braconidae
Exons: 3
Coding region: 1-453 (150 amino acids)
Source: RefSeq, a predicted model, not a curated record